Molecule: messenger RNA, 327 nt
Organism: Eimeria acervulina
Lineage: Eukaryota; Apicomplexa; Conoidasida; Eucoccidiorida; Eimeriidae
Product: dynein light chain type 1, putative
Exons: 3
Coding region: 1-327 (108 amino acids)
Biological process (GO): microtubule-based process
Cellular component (GO): dynein complex
Molecular function (GO): dynein light intermediate chain binding; dynein intermediate chain binding
Source: RefSeq, a predicted model, not a curated record
AUGUUUGGAGACGUAGCGCAACCGGAGGAGUACCAGACAGUGGAGUUUACUGUUUACAAAAAUGCAAAGGUCAUGAGCCCUUUCGACAUGCCAGAUUAUAUGCUUGACUACACGAUAGCCAAAGCGAAGGAGCUUCUGGAGGGUGACAACGGCUCAAAUGCUCAGGAGGUUGCAACAGCACUUAAGAGAGACUUAGAUGAGAAAUGGCAGCCAUGCUGGCACGUGACAGUUGGAAAGAACUUUGCCAGUUACGUUGUGCAUCAGAAGCGGAGAUUUGUAUACUUUUCAAUCGGGAAGAUAUCCUUUCUUGCAUACAAAGCCCAGUAA